CAACCCGCCUGACCAGUGCCAGCUGUGAAAUCGACGGCUCACCCGACACAGUACACAACUUGGCCAGUGUUCAAUAGACCUGGCGGGAGAGAGGGUGUGUACCUUGCUCGCUCUCGCGCUUACUCACUGGGCUUGACUUCGUUUGAUCUAUUUAGUGCUUAGCAAGAAACAAAUCCAGUUGGCGACACCUUACAACUCUCUGUGGAAAUCGGGUGAGGUGGGCGUUCUCCGGAGUCAAAUCUGAAUCGGUAAGUCAUCUGUACUCGACCUUGAAGCAGGUUGCGGAGCACAGCCACGAUGACCUGCGUCUGACCAAUUAUGUGACCUAACCGCACCCGCUAUCCGACCUAGAAUUCAGUGAACGGAGGAGGGAGAGCAGGAGACCUUGAAAGAUUAUAAAGUGGACCUAGCAAUUACUGACCGGUAUGGUGCUGUGACUGGGUUACGGCAUUUUUCACUUUGCAUGGCCGACGGUAAAUGGUGCUAAACCGAUUCACCGUAAUGAGAAACACCGAUGACCUCAUGUUCCAUUUGAAGCCAAGCAGACAAAGUAGACUGACAGCAAAUACAACACGAGUGAAGGGAACCUCGUAAUAGGGGCUGGAAAAGGAAAGGAGAUACAGAUAAGGGGUUACACCUUUAAUACCUAAUGGGUACACUGGACUUGUGUUACGCGCUAAGAGACCAUGAUAAUUGUAAACAGCUUAGAAUCUUGAAACGUAAAGUGACUGGGAAACUUUCUCUCGCGCUAUAUAAACAUUAGUUCUGGAAUUUACUAUCUUACUACGUAGCGCCUUGUAUUCCACUUCUGCGACAUCAAGUAAAAUACUGACGAGAAAUAGGAAGUGUGUUGUUCGUUCUCACGUGAUGACGAUUAAAGGAUUAUCUGGUAGGAUUCAAAAUCGAGACUAAGUCGAUUGGCUGGUUAUAUCCCCUACGUGGUCGUCCCUUGCGAGAGGAACAUCGGGGACACGUUGACCUUCGUUAUCUCUCUCAUCCUUGGGCCUGUAACCUGUCCAGUGAUUCCUUGGCUCUGCUGUCCUCUUGAUUUUUCAGAUUCCAAAAUAAGCAUCAGCCCACCUGUCAACUGCACAGAGAAAGGCGCUGUUUACGGCGCCACAAUCUUCUGGACGAUGCAGCUCGUCUCUAUAGUCGGACUGGUCUCCGCCAUCGCGGGAUUGGCGUCAUGCACUGCCAAGGAAGUUGGUUAUCCGCUGGAACAGAGCAUCCCUAUCGUAGCGUCCUUCGACCUUUCGGAGACCCUCAACAACAUGUUCACCCAGCCCGACGUCGUCGAAGUCCCGCUGAAUCCAUCGGGCGUCGUCAAGACUAAGUUGUUCGACCUGUUGAGGGCAGCUUACCUGAAGGAUGUCGAGAAGGACCGGCUGCAGUCGAAGAACGGCGACAAAGAGAAAGUCAAGGACCUGAACACGACCCUCGUAGAAGAAGAUACGUCCGCGCCACUGAAUAGGACCAGAAGACAAACGCGCGUCGUGGACGUGCCCAUCCCCACACUUCUUGGUCAUGUGCCCGGACCCGACGAUCCGGACACGGACGUGUGCGCACGUGACGAAGUGUUGUUGGAUGAUGGCGACUGCUACGAGUUGCUAGACCAGGGCCCCUGUGAGGACGACGAAUUUGUCAUCAUGGACCCCAAUACAAGGAAGGGUUUUUGUGCUCCCCGUCUGUGUCCUCCAGGGAGAGUCUUCCUCUUCAGCGAUCAGCUGUGCCAUGACCCAAGAGAAGCAGGACUGUGCCCACCUGGGCGCAUGGUCUUCACGAGCAGCUUCGGCACCCCGCUGUGUGGAUGCCCUGACGGCACUUACGAGGAGGACGACGACCUCGAUGACAACGUGUGUGAGCCCAUUUUAGGUCAAAUUCCCAACUGUCCUUCAGGGGAGGUGUUCUGGUUCACUGACUUCCGCAGUCCUCCUGCCUGCCGACCUGACCCUUGCAAAGGCCUGAACUUGAAAAGAGGACCCGAAGAUCUGCCGUAUGUUCCCGCUCUUGUUGACAGAAAAUGCUACAGAAUUGGAUCGCAACCGAGUAUCUGCAAAUCAGAUCAGUUCUACUCCUUAUCUCUGAAGUAUCUUCGUGGCGUUUGCUCAACCUUGGAUGAGGCAGGAUACACCGUUUUAGACGACGGAGACGUGUCAUCCCUCACGAGCACAUUCGGAGAAUUCAUCACCAAAGACUCAGGAUCCUCUAAGCCCCGGGUCACUGCGAAACCCCGAAUUUCAUCGAGCAAACCCAACCUCCUCUCCUUCAAGCCGUCUCGAAGUCCGCCCAAGAUAACACCGGCUGGUACUUCUUUACUGUCCAGUCCCGAAAUCGGGGCUCCAGUCAUGAAAAUGGAAAACGCAAGUGUCUACCAGAACCCCAUUCUUAUUGGACAAUCUGUGGUGGCCAAUCACCACCCAGCUCUCAAUGAAGUAGACCCAAGGCGACCUGUCCUGGCCUUGGCGGCUACCCACAUGAACGCCUUCUCAACGCCUCUGAUUACUGUCAACGGUUCAACGACAAUGUUAGGCUUCGUUGCUGGGGUGUUCCCUACCCACCACUUCGGCAAACGCUCGAUAGAGUCCGACAACCAGGGGAGGGAAUCCACGUCGACACUUGGAAGCGUGUCAUUUGAGGGCGCCGCCCGAGCACCGAGGCACCACCGGAGGAAGAGGUCUCCCUUGCCUUUCGCCUCUCCCGGCAACGUCAUCGAGCCCGGCCUCACGAGUUGCAGAGCAGGAGCCAUCCGCGAUAUCAACGCCAAAUGUCGUAACACAGUUUUGCCGAGCAGAUUCCCGCCGUCAAGACCAACGCGUGACGUAUCUCCUACAAAGCCAAGCCCAUCUUGCCCAGGGGGCGGCUACUGGGGUCUUGGCCGCACCUGCUCCUCCAGCAGCAGCGGCAUCGCCUCCGCCAUCAAUCGCUUGGGUCUCGGAUAAGGUCGCAGCGUCGCAGACUCGAUAGUUUUAGGGAUCGUUAGAAAGUUCAGUUUCUGCAUCAACAAAGGAACGAUCUGCUGAUCAUCAGCUGUAUUGAUUCUCUCUUUAUAAUUGAUAUGCUUCGUAUAUUAUAUCCUUAUGUAAGGUACCAAGUACAUUUAAAUAUUUUGGAAAUAAGAAUUCUAGUUAUUAUAUCAGAUUGAUAGGUCUUGUCCCAUUCAUGUAUUAGCAUCAUGUAAGUUAAUUAAGAGUUAUCAUUCACCAAAUAUUGGCCUCCUUUGCUCUGAUUAACGAGCAGUUAUAUCAGACUUUGUCGUCACUUCAUAGAUGCCCCUUUUACCCGUAAGAUUUUCAGCCUUUUCGAAAUUCUCGCGCUCUCUUCGAUUCACUGAUUAGCGUAGAGCUCAAUCAUUCCAAGUAGGAGGUGACGUUACCUGCGCCUUGGAAACGUCGUCACACCUUACAGUAUUUCUAUUCAACAGCCAGUGCCAUAUGUAUGAAUGCCCACAUAACGUUUCCUCUUCAUUUAGUCUAUCAAGUGUUACAGAUUUCAGUCUUGGAGAUUUGUGACAAAAUCGUUGUCGUUUGGUAUAGCUCGGACAGAACUGCAAAGAGAGGCUACUUUCUGCGUUGAGGUUGUACUGUUCUCCGCACGAAACUGGAUCUGCACGAUUGUUUCAAGUGUCACAUCAGCUGUAGAUGUAGAUGUGGGAGAGCAUUGCUGUCGGAAUGUCUUCUUAGUGAGACCAGGGCAUUUAUUUGGUAGAGUUAGCUGGGCAGGGGUUUUGGGGAUGUAGGUGUUGUAAGUAUUGUUCCUUUAGUACAGUCCAAACCAACUAAAACCAUUUUGCAUUUUAGUCUUAAGAACAUCUCGACAUUGAUGAUUAUGAUGGCGGUCAAUUUAUCGGUAAAUUACCCUUAAGGUUAAUCACGCAUACUAAUAUCACUAUUAAUGGAUUAGUCAAACCCUCUUGUAACGUAUGUUGUUGCAGAUUCAAGGUUUAUUAUUUGUUGGCAUUCCAUAUCUAUCCUUAUUAAUGAAGCCCGAUUCCCUGUUUUUAAAAAAUCAUCAGGAUAUAAAUGAAAACAAUGAACACAAAAAGGAAGAUUUUUAUCAUGUCCGUUGGAUUUCAUUACGUUAUCCUGUUUCCCUUUGUUAUUCUAUUUAGGAAACAGUCUGGCUAAUAUCAGGUUCUUGUAUUAGAUGACAAUUUACGAAUAAUUUUUAAUCAUUGAUGUAAUAUAGCAAUUUAUAGUCAUCCGUUGUGACCUUUGAAAAGCAGCUCUGUAAUCAACUUAAAAAAAUGAACCCUAUCCCAAGACAAAAGAAUGUGGUGUUCAAUUUGCAAUUUAAAAAGGUGAUCUCCUCAAUAUAUUUGCAUUUCUAAUAAAAUCAACUAUACCGGUCUCUAGUGUUUGAGCAUCGCCGAGAUCAAUGGAUGGUGCGUUAUAAUAAAAGAGUCCACUAUGAAAAA
Molecule: messenger RNA, 4414 nt
Organism: Macrobrachium nipponense
Lineage: Eukaryota; Metazoa; Arthropoda; Malacostraca; Decapoda; Palaemonidae
Exons: 14
Coding region: 1134-2939 (601 amino acids)
Source: RefSeq, a predicted model, not a curated record